Molecule: messenger RNA, 705 nt
Organism: Epithele typhae
Lineage: Eukaryota; Fungi; Basidiomycota; Agaricomycetes; Polyporales; Epitheliaceae
Exons: 1
Coding region: 1-705 (234 amino acids)
Source: RefSeq, a predicted model, not a curated record
AUGAACUCUCAUUCCAAUAUCCCUCCUCCUCUUCCAGAGCAAACCAACGCUCCGGUGCGCAAUCGCGUUACCUGGGUCGACCACGCCCGCCGGUCUGUGCCUCACGAAACCGAGGCUACGCGACGUGGUGACGUCGAACGCAGGGAUGCUCCUGGCGCGAGCGCACACGCACGGUCCGGCCACAAGGACCACUCCAACGGAAGCACCGCGAGCUCUCCCAGAGCCACCCAGGGUGCUCAUCCUGCUCCCUGGGCACUCGGGCCAGCUCAGCCCUCGCCUCUGACCCGCCCUCGCGCCCCCGUGAACGCGAACGAAGCCGCGCGCGCGUAUGACCGGCGCGCGGGUGGGCAGUGGGCCGCAGACGCUCCGACGCCGCCUGACCGGCGUCGGGAGUCGCGGCUGAGGAUACCAGAGCUGCCUGUCCCACCAGCUUCCCUCCCGCUGCCACCACGGUUCCCGGCCGCUGCCCCGCCGUUCCACCCGUCCGCUCCCCAGGCGCCGCACGCUGUCGCGCGACCGGCGCACCCUCUUCACCCGCCGUCCUAUGGACUUCCGCCGUCGCCUUACCACGCUCCGCCAUCGCAUACCGGCACCGGCGGGCCUCCACCGCCAUCUGGUUCCUGGCCCCCCGGGUCCCACCGCCCUGCCUUCCACCCGCCUCCGUCGGGGCCUGUCUAUCCUCCGCUGCCGCGGCGCACCCCUUGA